UUUCCUCAUACCAGCACACUUCCCAGGGCCCCAAACCCAAGUGCACUUUCUCUCUCACAGUCAGUCAGGCUCAGGAGGACUCAGGAAAAUCCAACAGAGAGAAGAGAGGGAGAGAUGGAAGGUGACGCAGAGGCGAAUGGCGAUGCCAACGGAGAGAUAUUAGGGCCUUGCUUGACUGGUUAUGUAGACGACGGUAGCCCAGAGAGCCACAGAUACUACCUGUCACGCAGAACCGUGCUGGAGAUGAUAAGGGACAGAGGCUAUUCUGUUCCAAGCCCAGAAAUCGACCUCUCUCUCCAAGAAUUUCGAGCCCGUCACGGCCAGAAUCCGGAUGUUGAGCGCCUCCGCUUCUCCGCUACUCAUCGCACUGACCCUACUGACAGGAUAAUGGUCAUUUACUGCGGGCCUGGUAUCGUGAAGGUUAAUGUGAUUCGUGGGCUGCAUUCUCAGAUUGCUAAUAAAGACACUUUGAAUGGGCUCAUAUUAAUUACCCAAAACCAAAUAACAAGCCAAGCUCUAAAAACUAUGGAACUUUAUCCAUUUAAAACUGAAAUAUUCCAGAUUACUGACUUGCUUGUUAAUAUCACAAAGCAUGUCUUGAAGCCAAAGCAUCAUGUACUGACUGAACAAGAGAAACAAAAACUCCUAAAGAAGUACAACAUAGAAGAAAACCAGCUUCCCCGACUGUCAAGAAAAGAUGCGAUUGCACAGUACUAUGGACUUGAGAAGGGGCAGGUAGUGAAAGUUACCUAUACUGGUGAUAUAACCGAGUCACAUGUUACAUACCGUUGCAUCUGGUGACGCCUUUUUCUUCUGGGUGCUCAUUUGUAUCAUAUCCUUUGAGGAAUGACGCUCUUUCUAGUUUCUAGUUUCUAGUUUCUAGUUUCUAGUUUGUGGCCUCUUGUAUCUGUAACCUUGAUAAAUAUCCGUCUUUUAUUUUGUUUCUUGUUUUCCUUAUAAAAAAAGAACUUAUUUCUUGUUUCAA
Messenger RNA from Prunus avium (sweet cherry), 985 nucleotides. RefSeq names its product Eukaryotic rpb5 RNA polymerase subunit family protein (gene NRPE5). Lineage: Eukaryota; Viridiplantae; Streptophyta; Magnoliopsida; Rosales; Rosaceae. The record is from RefSeq and is a predicted model, not a curated record. Gene Ontology annotation, molecular function: DNA binding. Gene Ontology annotation, biological process: transcription by RNA polymerase II; tRNA transcription by RNA polymerase III; transcription elongation by RNA polymerase I.